Necator americanus (New World hookworm) is the source of this 3126-nucleotide messenger RNA. RefSeq lists its product as uncharacterized. The transcript is spliced from 28 exons. Lineage: Eukaryota; Metazoa; Nematoda; Chromadorea; Rhabditida; Ancylostomatidae. Gene Ontology annotation, biological process: transcription elongation by RNA polymerase II. The coding region runs from base 1 to 3126 and encodes 1041 amino acids. The record is from RefSeq and is a predicted model, not a curated record. Gene Ontology annotation, molecular function: nucleosome binding. Gene Ontology annotation, cellular component: FACT complex.
AUGCCGGAGAAAAAGGUGUUAACGGCAGACAAAGACCUGUUUCUUCGGCAUGCAACUACUCUCUACGAGACAUGGAAUGAAGGUUUGUAUGGCCUUGGAGAUGUAGAAGGUUUAGUCGUUUUGGUAGGACAAGAUGAGGGAGCAGUGCAGUACUCCAAAUCGAAGGCAUUUCAGAUUUGGAUGUUGAACACCGAAUUGCUAGAUACUUUGAUGCUAUUUACGAAAAAAGGCAUUUAUGUGUUGGCCAGCAACAGAAAAGCAGAUUAUUUCAACAGUGUGAAAUCUGACGAAUUUGUUGGAGUAGUACCACCAGUGACACCGAUUCAUAGGGAUAAGUCAGAUAAAGAUGCCGCCAACUUCGCGAAGUUGCUUGGAUACAUAAAAAAUGAUGCAGGAAAUAAAGUUGGGUACUUUGCAAAGGAUACCUUUGAUUCCGAUUUCUGCAACGACUGGCAGAAAGCUUUUUCUGGUGUUGAAAAAAUCGACCUAUCUGCUGCUUUCGUUCAUGUAUUUGCUGUGAAAGACGACCCUGAAAUCGAAGUAUGCAGAAGUUCAGCCAUGGCAACCGUUAAUGCAUGGAGCUACGCGCGAAAAAAGUUCAUUGAAGCAAUUGAUCAAGAAAAGAAAGUGAAACAUUCACGACUUGCAAAUGAAAUAGAUUCGGAAAUCGGAUCAUUGAAAGUGCAAGGACAGUUGGCGAAGAAUAAGACAAUUGAAACCUGCUACAAUCCAAUCAUAAUGAGUGGCGGAAGUUACUCUUUAAAAUGGAGCACCGAAAGUUCGGACAAACUCCUUCAUUUCGGCGUUAUUGUAACAUCACUUGGAGCACGACUUGAGAACUAUUGUACUAAUCUAACACGAACAUUGAUGGUGGAGCCUUCGAAAAAUCUUGAAGAGGCUUACGAAGGACUUCUCGCCACCCAGGCAGCUGUAGUGGAGGCUUUAAAACCGGGUGCAAGGCUUUGUGACGUGUAUCUAGUUGGAAUAAAGGUCUUCCGCGAGAAAUGUCCUGAUAUCGCCGACAAACUUUAUAAGAAAGAUUUUGGAUUUGUAACGGGUAUCGAGUUCCGUGAGGGUGCUUUAACAAUUAGCCCCAAAUGCGAAGAGAAGGUUAAACCAGGUAUGAUUUUCAUUGUAUCUGCCGGAGUUGAAGGAUUGACUAACACUAAGGCGAAAGACGAUGCUGGAAAAAGCGUCACAAUCGCGCUGUCGGAUACUGUUCUCAUAAAAAGUGAAGGGUCAAAUGAAAUUCUCACAGAACGAGCCAAAAGCCGGUUGAAAAAUAGUGUGAUUAGAUUCAAAGAGGAGGAAGAAGAUGCGAAAGACUCCAAUAAAGAAAACACAGAGGAGCUCGGUCGCGGAAAGCGUAGUGUUGUGUUGUCAGAUCAGACUAGAAACAAAGCUACUAAUGAAGAUAAGAGAAAAGAGCAUCAGAAACUACUGGCUCAGCAACUGAACGACGCUGCGCGGCAACGACUUGCGCAGGCCAGUGGUGCUAGCGAGGCAAAGAAAAUUAAGAAAUCGAAUGUCUCAUAUAAAUCUUACGAAAAGUUCCCGGUCGAUACGGAAAUCAACAAAUUAAACAUAUUCGUUGAUAAACGUCAUGACACCAUAAUUCUACCAAUUUUUGGUGUUCCUGUUCCAUUCCAUAUCUCAAUGAUCAAGAAUUGUUCACAAUCUGUGGAAGGUGAUUUUACGUACCUUCGUAUCAACUUCGCCCACCCUGGCUCCCAGAUUGGAAAAGAAACCGCACAGUUCCCGAAUCCUUUGGCUACAUAUCUUAAAGAGCUUACGUAUAGAGCUAGCAACGUCAAGGAACAUGGAGAAGUUAGCGCGCCGAGCAACAAUUUGACAACUGCAUUCAGGCUUAUCAAGGAGAUACAAAAACGUUUCAGAACGGAGGAAGCUGAAGAACGUGAGAAAGAGGGAGCCGUGAAACAGGAUAAGCUUAUCCUUAGCCAGGCAAAAGCAAAUCCCAAGCUAAAGGAUCUGUUUGUGCGACCGAACAUAAUUGCAAAACGAAUAUCUGGCUCGUUGGAAGCACAUAUAAAUGGAUUCCGAUACACUUCUCUACGCGGCGACCGAAUCGAUGUGUUGUAUAAUAAUAUCAAACACGCCUUCUUCCAGCCAUGUGAUAACGAGAUGAUAAUUUUGUUGCACUUCCACCUUAAACAUCCGGUACUGUGGGGGAAAAAGAAGUACAAGGAUAUCCAGUUCUACACGGAGGUUGGAGAAAUCACUACUGAUCUUGGUAAAUAUCAUCAUAUGCAAGAUCGAGAUGAUGUACAAAGCGAACAGAUGGAGCGCGAAAUGCGAAGAAAACUGAAUCAAACGUUCCAGAAUUUCUGUGAUAAAGUCGUCAAACAAACGAACGAUCAGUUCGAUUUUGACUGUCCGUUCAGCGAACUUGGUUUCCUUGGUGUCCCUCAUCGCUCCAGCUGCAUGCUAAAGCCUACAUCAUCUUGUUUGGUCAAUCUUACUGAGUGGCCACCAUUCAUCGUAACUCUGGAUGAAGUGGAGUUAGUCCACUUUGAACGAGUAUCCUUCCAAUUGAAAAAUUUCGAUAUGGUGUUCAUUUUUAAAGACUACAAUCGCAAGACACAAAUGGUGCAGCAAAUCCCCAUGAGCAGCCUGGAUGGUGUUAAGGAGUGGCUGAAUACUAGUGAUUUGCGCUACACGGAAGGAAUACAAUCCCUUAACUGGCCAAAGAUUAUGAAGACCAUUACGGAUGAUCCAGAAGAGUUCUUCGAAACCGGGGGUUGGAACUUCCUCGGUGCUGAUUCGGAUCAAGAGGACGAGCCAGAGGAUGAAAGUGAAUCAGAGGAAGCUUAUACACCUAGUGAGUCUGAAUCUGGCGAAGAUGAAAGUGACGAAGAUGAAAGCGAAGGAGAUGCGACAUCAGAGGACAGUGAUGAAGAGGGCUCACUGGACUCCGAUGAGUCCGAAGGAAAGGACUGGUCUGAUUUGGAAGAGGAAGCAGCUCGGGCUGACAAACGGCGAGACCAAGAGGAGUCUGGUGGUGCCGGUGAUCGCAAGAGACAACAUGAACGAGAACGGGAACGGGAACGUGACCGCAAAAGGCAUCACAGCAGCAAAGGUGGCCCUCCUUCUAAGCGACACAAGUAG